Molecule: messenger RNA, 1326 nt
Organism: Cylas formicarius (sweet potato weevil)
Lineage: Eukaryota; Metazoa; Arthropoda; Insecta; Coleoptera; Brentidae
Product: facilitated trehalose transporter Tret1-like
Exons: 1
Coding region: 1-1326 (441 amino acids)
Biological process (GO): transmembrane transport
Cellular component (GO): membrane
Molecular function (GO): transmembrane transporter activity
Source: RefSeq, a predicted model, not a curated record
AUGAUAGCCAGCGGCAUGCAUUACAGCUGGACCUCGCCGUCUCUUCCAAAACUGCAAUCCAACACUUCGACGAUUUUUGUUUCAAACGAACAAGGAUCAUGGAUGGCGGUAAUGCCAUUAUUAGGAUCAUUCCUUGGAGGGCCAAUCGUGGCGGUAGUAGUGGACUUCCUGGGAAGAAAGAAAACUUUUAUAUUAGGCUCGAUCCCAUAUUUCGCAGCGUGGAUCAUGGUGGCCUACGCUCAAUCCGUCGCAGUUAUCCAUAUAGCUAGAUUUAUGGCAGGAGCCGCUGACGGCUUCAUUUGCACCGCAGCUCCGAUGUAUAUCGGGGAGAUAUCAAGCCCGAAAAUAAGAGGAUUGCUUGGUUCCGGGAUCAGUGUUGCCCACGCGUUGGGGUUCCUGCUCAUAAACAUCGUGGGAUCCUAUUUAAGUAUAAGAAAUGCCGCUUUGGUCUCAAGCGCCAUCCCGUUGCUCGCUAUAUUAAUUUUUCUGCUGAUGCCGGAAUCACCGUAUUACUUCGUAAUGAGAAAUAAUCUUCAGUUAGCCAAGAAAAAUCUCCAAAGGCUGCGUGGGACUAACGACGUCGAGGAAGAGUUUACCAGAAUCAGUUUGGCUGUUAAACAACAGACUGAAAACAGUGGAAAAUUCUUAGACCUGUUCACUAACAAGGUGAAUAGAAAGGCGGUAUAUAUAAUGCUGAUACUAAGAGGAGCGCAACAGCUGAGCGGGACGGCAGCAAUGACAUUUUAUACGCAACAAAUAUUUAUAGAAGCGGGGAGCAAUCUUUCCUCAGAUUUAGCAUCGAUAAUAUACUUUUCCGUGCAACUGAGCCUCUCCUGUUUCUGCUCUAGCAUAGUGGAUAAAACCGGACGACGUCCGCUGCUGUUGGUUUCCAUUCUAGGCAGCGCGGCCGCUUUGAUAGUCCAGGGAACGUAUUUCUAUUUAAAAACCCAAAUCGAUGUUAGCGGUUUGACAUUCAUUCCGAUCGUGGCCUUGAUCGGCUUUGUAGUGACAUUUUCUCUAGGUCUCCAGACUAUUCCGGUGGUGAUACUGGGUGAGAUAUUUUCCGCGAAUGUUAAAGCUUUCGCUCUCUGUUUGGCCGAUAUUUAUUUUUCGAUAAUAGCGACGGUAGUGUCAAAAUUUUUCCAAAUUAUGACGGACGCGUUUGGAAUUUAUGUACCGUUUUACGCCUUCACCGGGAGCUGCGUGCUUGGUGCUGUUUUAAUUUAUUUCUUCGUACCGGAAACAAAAGGAAAAACUCUUGAGGAUAUCCAGAGACAUUUUAGAGGGAACGAUGACGGUACUGAAAAGAAAAAAGUGACUACGUGA